Pseudoliparis swirei is the source of this 2174-nucleotide messenger RNA. RefSeq names its product zinc finger and BTB domain-containing protein 24. Bases 234 to 1406 code for a protein of 390 amino acids. The transcript is spliced from 2 exons. The record is from RefSeq and is a predicted model, not a curated record. Gene Ontology annotation, cellular component: nucleus. NCBI's taxonomy places the organism in Eukaryota, Metazoa, Chordata, Actinopteri, Perciformes, Liparidae.
UCGCUCCGGUGCGCCGUGUUUUAAUUCCCCCAGAAAAGAAAAUAGACAUUUGGGGCGUUUUUGAGGCGCGAGUGGAGAGCUCGAGCCGAACGACCUCCUCUUGUCACUUCACUCGGUUUAUCAUCUUCACUGCAACCGUCAACACGGUCACGUGACGCAGAGUCAAAGAACAGAGCGACUUCCGGCGGGAAACUCUCAGUCACGUUGUCGCUGCUGCGCUGCAGCUCUUUGUGAUGUCUGACUUCAUGCCGUCCAAUGAGAGCCCGGCGGUCGCCGGCCGGCCGGCGGGGAAAGCGGCGUCGGCAAACUGGGGCGUCGCCACCGGGAUGGACCAGAUAACGGUGGUGAGGAUCGACGACACGCACAUCGCCGAGGAGCGCUCCCACGCCGGGGGGAGGGCGAAGGCGGCGUACUACGACAUGGACUACUCCAUGCCCGAGGAAGAGGAGGAGGAGGAGGAGGAGGACGGCGUCUACGUCAUCGAGUACUCUAAUCCCGAAGAGGAGGGAGAGAGCUACCAGUUCACGAUGUCCGUGGACCGGUCGCUCCCGGCGCUCAAACGCCCCGCGGCGCCCGAAAGCCCCGCGGCCGCCAAACCGCCCAGGAGGCCGAGGCAGAAGAGGAAGCGCGUGGCGGAGGAAGAGGACGACGAAGAGGAGGAGAAGCAGCCGCUCGUGAGCAACAUGUACAUCCUGGAGCCCGGCGGCGGCGACGCAGCGCCGCCGCCGGGCCGCCUGCUGUGCUCGCUGUGCCCGCCGCCGGGCCGCACCUUCAAGCGGGCGUCCGGCCUGGCGGUGCACCUGAAGCACCUCCACUUCCUGGAGGGCAACAAGAGCUUCUUCUGCACCAGCUGCCGGCAGCCGGUGCGCACGCAGGCGGAGCUCGACGCCCACACCAAGCGGCACGCCCACCGCGGCGCCGCCUUCACCUGCACGCUCUGCCCGGCGCCGGCGCCCAGCUACCGCGGCUCCCGGAUCGGCCUGAAGGGCCACCUGACCCGCGAGCACGCCGGCGUGGUGCCGCGCUGCCACGUGUGCGACAAAGACUUCGGCUCGCUGGCCUCGUACCUCGCCGACCAGUUCCGCCACGUCGGCGUGUCGCCGUUCUUCUGCGGCCGCUGUCGCAUCUACGAGAUGACGGAGCGGGGGCUGGACGUCCACGUCCGCAACCACGGCCGCAAGGAGAGGAGGAGGGAGGAGAAGGAGAGGAAGAAGAAAGAGGAGGAGGAGAAGAAGGAGGAGGAGAAGAGGGAGAGGAAGGAGGAGGAGAAGAGGGAGAGGAAGGAGGAGAAGAGGGAGGAGGAGGAGAAGAGGGAGGAGAAGCUUCCCCAGGAGUCGGGAGGAAGUUGCCCCCAGACGCUCGAAGGCGACGCCGAUAACUCGUCCACGGACGACUCCGACUUCUGACGCCGUUUUGGGUGUUUCGGGGUAAACGGCGACUUCCUGUCUCGUCGUGGAUCUUCUGGCGUUUCCGAUCUUUUGGUUUGAAGAUUUGCCGUCGGUGGGUUGUAACUAAUCGGUGAGGAUCAAAGACAGUGUGGGUCUUUGUGCUUCAUUUAAAGGGACAGUGUCCUCAUUACUCGAUGGACGUCCAGAACCCAGAUGGAACCGUCUGUGACGUUAAAGAUGAAACAUUUGGGGGUCCGGCUAAAAUUACUUUAUUUAAAAAAAGAAAAUGAGACCCAGGUUGCGUCAACGCCGUUCCUUUCUUCUUCGUUGGUGUUUGAGUCGACGCUGUUGAUUGAGUGGAGCUGCUUCUUCCGAAAGCUUUUAUUCUGAAACUCUUCGUGUCCUCUCUCCUUCUCCCAGGAACAAUGAACAGGUUUAUUUUAACAAUCUCCGUGUGAAUGUGAUUAUGUAUCACCAGCCUCUCGUUUAGUGUUUCUAUAUUGGAAGGAGAAAAAAAAGGACUCCAAAAUAGCCACGCCAGUAUCAUGAUCAUUAUUCAAUGAGUUUUAUUUUGAAACCUUUUUAAGACGACGUGAGUCUCGAUGAACUUCAGGUGGUUAAACGUCAGUUUAAUGAUUUUGUGUUCUGGUGUUUAUUCUUUUUAAAGCAACAUAACUCAGAGUUUGAUCUAUUUUUACUGCACAAAGUAGUGUGACGAUUUAAAACAUCAACGUUUAUGUGAUUUGUAGUAAAAUGGAUGGAAAAUAAAACUCAGUGAUCCAGGUA